UGGAGCGUUCGGUGUCCGAUCGGACUGACUCGCAUGAAGUUUUGCACUCAGUUCCAACUGAGUUUCAUUCCGAGUCAUAUUCCAUCCAGUCUCGCAAAUUUUAAGCUACCAUAAUACGCUGCAAAACAAUUCACAAUGUUAAUAAUCAUAUGAUUCAGGCAAAACCCACCAAGAUUUUUGCGUAGGAAUCGAAUGGAUUUCUCAGAACAAGACGUAGAUAUCUUCGGCGGAGAAGAAGAGUACGAAGACGACGACCAAGGCAAACAAACCCACCACCACCACAACCAACGCAACCCAGAUGGGAAUCGUUCUUCUUCACCGUCAUCUCGGUCAUCUUCCUCCUCUGCAUCCUCGUCCUCGUCUUCCUCGGCUUCUUCUUCAUCCAACGGCAGCGAUGGAGGCGACACGGCCAGCAGCGCAGGCAGUGGAAGUGCCAGCAGUGGUGGAGGAGAACCAGAAGGUGAAGAGAAUGGCGAAGAGGUAGACAAUAACAACAACUACGGUAGUAGUCAUUUUGGGUACGAAGAGAAGGAUCUAUUUGGCUCUGAUAAUGAGGAUUACUGUAAAACCCAUGCUACCAGUCCUUUCCUUAUUCCGGUAUUGCCUGUGAUUCGCAAUACUAACAAUCCAACCAGAGGGGGUUUCGGACGUGGUCGUUGGCAAUCCGGGCAUCACAAUGAUAGAGGAGCUGGCCUCCUCCCUCGACCUGGGCCCUAUCCAGGGAGGCAUGGCUUUGGUUAUGGCCCAAAGUUUCCAAAUGGUCGUCAUGAUGAACGCUUUGUUUCAGAACUAAAGCUAUCAAAAAGUGAGGAAACAUUGUCAAGAAAAUGCAUUGCUUUUCAGGAACCAUGUGAGCUUGCAUGCUAUAGUCGGGUAGAAGGUGGAGAUGUCUACUUUGAUGAUCGAAGCUUGCGGCUUUUCAAGCGUUUUAUUACUGAAGACAUUGGAACCGAUCUCAAUGAUGGUUAUGAUACUUUUAUUGAGAAAAAAGAACUGGGCUCUCAGGGUUUUGGUGACCUUCUUUCCUGCAUAAGAGACAAAAAAAUUCCUCUUCAGAACAUUCAUUUUGUGACUUUCAGGAACAACCUUAAUAAGAUACUGGCCACUGCUUAUAUUCGAAAUGAACCUUGGGAAAUGGGGGUGCAUAAAAGGAAAGGUGUUGUCUAUCUUGAUGUGCAUAAGCUACCAGAAAGACCUCAAAGUGAUUUGGAUCGUCGAAGGUGUUAUUGGGGAUAUUGUUUUGAGACCCUCGCCACUGAAGAUCCAAGAAGAGCUGAUGGGGAAGGCAUACAUCACGUUGAUGCUAAUGUUGAAUACUGUUCUGUGAUUAAAACCAAAUUAGGGGCUCAUCGUAUUCUGAUGGGUGCUGAGAUGGAUUGCUGUGAUUCAACUGAUGAUGGAAGGAGGUUUUAUGUGGAGCUAAAGACGAGUCGUGAGCUGGAUUAUCAUACUGAAGAAAGAUAUGAGAGAGAGAAACUUCUCAAAUUUUGGAUACAAUCAUUCUUAGCAGGUGUUCCCUAUAUUGUCAUUGGAUUCAGAGAUGAUAGGGGCAAGCUUGUUCGGACAGAGAGAUUAAGAACCAAAGACAUAACGCAGAGAGUGAAAAUGAAGAACUAUUGGCAGGGAGGAGUCUGCUUAGCAUUCGCUGAUGAGGUGCUGUGCUGGCUCUAUGGAACAGUUAAAGAGAAUGAAGAUUACAUAUUGCAGUUUGCUCAUCCUUUCACUCGUUUGGAGCUUCUACAUGCCCAAUGUUGCCCAGAAGCAAUCACUAACCACGUUGAGCAAUUGUAAACUAGUAAUAUUUCAAAUAGAUAAUAUUUUUUUACUUUUUAUUUCUAUAUACAUUGACAAGCUAGAAGGGGGUAAAGGUUAUAUGAUAAAAAUUUUGUUAUUUUCAAAGUUGUAAUUUUGACACAGAGAAAACACAUUAUCACAUAAUAUGUAAAACCAACACCCCUCAUUCUUGUUGAAAACUUGUUAACGAUGAGAAUUACAUUAUACUUUUUUGCAAUA
Messenger RNA from Ziziphus jujuba (common jujube), 2013 nucleotides. RefSeq names its product NAD-capped RNA hydrolase DXO1. Gene Ontology annotation, biological process: nuclear-transcribed mRNA catabolic process; NAD-cap decapping. Gene Ontology annotation, cellular component: nucleus; cytosol. Lineage: Eukaryota; Viridiplantae; Streptophyta; Magnoliopsida; Rosales; Rhamnaceae. Bases 193 to 1791 code for a protein of 532 amino acids. Gene Ontology annotation, molecular function: mRNA 5'-diphosphatase activity. The record is from RefSeq and is a predicted model, not a curated record. The transcript is spliced from 13 exons.